Molecule: messenger RNA, 704 nt
Organism: Dichomitus squalens LYAD-421 SS1
Lineage: Eukaryota; Fungi; Basidiomycota; Agaricomycetes; Polyporales; Polyporaceae
Exons: 5
Coding region: 315-629 (104 amino acids)
Source: RefSeq, a predicted model, not a curated record
CGAAUAUUCUCCUAGCGUUUACCUUUCACGACUUUGCCGCCGACGCCGACAUAAGUUCGGCAUACUUCGCGGUCUCGGUGCGCGGCGAUUUCUUAGAUUGCCUCCGGAGGACCCUGGGAGUGUGCGAGCACGAGCCACGCACACGAGGCAUCGUGGAGGCGGUCGAUCAUCCUUGUCUGUGAGGCAAACUAGGCAACGCCCCACAACACAGCCUUACUAGAUCCGCCCCUACAGAGGGCAGCAUUGCGUAUCGAGAUCGGCAAGUUUCGUAGUAUUUAGUCAGCCAAUGCGCUAUUGGGAACGUGUUGUGAGCUAUGAGCGGUCCACCGACACAAGUGCCCCCAUGUGUACCCGACGACAUCCACUAUCCUGAGGGUCAUCGGUAUACGCCUCGAACGGAAUAUCACCCAGGAGACCGAGUAAUCGUCUGGACAUCCGAUAGAACGAACUCGAUGGCAAAGUGGCAUCACAGUGUUGUUCUAGAUAGGGAGCCUCGUGAAGAGAACAAUGGAAUGAAGUCGUAUCCAGCGGCUCUGCCAGGACCCAACGCCAUAGGAUGGUUCAAUCCUGAGAAGAACGAAAUCCUAUACGAUAAUCUACUCAGCCAGAAAAACCCUCGACAACGUUGAUUGUUUGUAGUCCGUUACGACGGUCUUUCAAGUUGCAUUGUAAUUGUAUGUAUCGUAAUUGUAUGUAUCAUUCCC